Molecule: messenger RNA, 396 nt
Organism: Anisakis simplex (herring worm)
Lineage: Eukaryota; Metazoa; Nematoda; Chromadorea; Rhabditida; Anisakidae
Source: the annotation of a GenBank genome assembly
AUGACGGCUUCUGAGACAAUGGAAGGAGGUACACCAGGUUUGCUGGGAGGUUGUGAGGGUGGUCAGUUAACGAGUGAUCCAACAAAAACGAUUCGAAAACGAAGGCGUUGUACGGGUGAAAAGCGACAGCCACACUACUGUCAAAUUGACGUGAAAUGUUUGAGAGGAUCCAUCAUGAUCAAUAGUCAAUCGAGCUCAACUCAUGUUAGUAUGGUAUGUCAGAAGAAUGGUAAAUGGCAGCAAAAAUAUUCAACUUUCGUAAUGGAUAAUAUCGAUGAUUUGGUUUGCACUGAGGGUAACACUUACAAUUUAAUCGUAUCAGCAUUCAUCAUCUUAAUGUUUUGUCUACAGUGCUUCGUUUCGAUAAAAUUAGAACUAUUCCACAUAAUACAGUGA